Molecule: messenger RNA, 1633 nt
Organism: Drosophila hydei
Lineage: Eukaryota; Metazoa; Arthropoda; Insecta; Diptera; Drosophilidae
Product: otefin
Exons: 1
Coding region: 164-1432 (422 amino acids)
Source: RefSeq, a predicted model, not a curated record
UAAACAAAGAAAACUUAAGUUCAUUAUAUGCAAAUUCGGCGAAAUAAAUCGAUAAUUUGCUUUUAUCGCACAUCGCUAACUAACAUCGCACCGCGCAAAAAAGUGACGCGCAACUGCUUUCAAUUUCAACGAUUUGUGCAAAGCGCGUUUGAAAACAGGAAUAAUGGCUGAUGCUGAUAACUUAGACAAUUUGUCCAAUGCCGAACUGCGUGCACGAAUGCUAGCCCAAGGAUUGCCGAAUAUACCAGUCACAGACAGCAGCCGCAAAGUAUUGGUUAAACGUUUACGCGCCUCACUAGGCGGCAACGCCGCUUUGCCGGCAGCCAGUCCAAAGAAGAGCAAUGCACGUCGCGAGACCUUGCAGCCAGCAGCUGUUGCUGCUGCUGCAGCUGGACAGGUGGAUAAGACGGAUGGUACCCAAGCUGCGGCCAAAUCACGCCGCACCAUUGCCUUCAAUCCCAGCGACAACAAAGAGGACGAUCGUCGUCGUCAGCAGCAGCCAGUGAACAAGCCACAAACUGUGCCGGAGGCAAUUGCAGUAGUCAAACCAGUUGCAGCCAAGGCUGCGCCCAUACAGUCGCGGCGCAUAUCCAAUUCGGAGCGACGUGAACAGCCAACCGAGCGGAUCGUUCGAAAGCCGGAACCAAUUGCCGAAGAGCCUACAGUGCCCAAACAGCGUGAAAGCGAGAAACCCUUGCUGGUUAAUUCACUGAUUAUACUAGAGUCAGAUGAAGAGGAGGAUGAGCAGUUGGCCCAGGCUGCCCAGAGUGCUGAGGAUCAGUACAGUCAUCACAACAAGCAAAUCGCCAGCAAACCCAAACCCAAGCCAAAGCUAACGGCCAGCACCGUAAAUACUCAUGAAUAUGUGGCCAAGCCACUAUAUCCUAGCCUGCAGCCCAACACUAUGGAGCAACAGCGCAUUAAACAGGUGUACGAACACGUACCCAGUCCCACCCAGCCACGCACUACACUAGGUGGUAGCAGCAACAGCUAUGAUUACCGUGCUGCAACUGGACGUUACAGCAGCUAUGUGAGCUCGCCCGCUCAAAGCUAUACAAGUGCAUCCUCAACAAUUGGUGUCAGCACCAGCUUACGUCGCUCGCCGCCACGUACCUAUAGCAACGAAUUCAGCGAUGAUACCGCUGAGGAGGAUGCCUCACAGGGCGUUAAAUUUGAAAGCGAUUUUGCUCGCAAUUUGGCACGCCUGCGCGCCGAGCGAAUUGGCGAUCGUAGCAGCAGCUACAGACGCACCAUAGCUACGGGCAGUAUCAUCACUGGAGGACGUCGUUCCCUGCGCCAGGAACAGGACCCAUCCUCCAAGGCAUUUGUACGCUUGUGGCAGACUCUGGAUAACAAAUACAAACUUAAAUCUAAGCUAUUCAUAUUGAUUGUUCUGUUGGUACUCUUUGGCGUCUAUCGUUUCUUCUACUAAAGAAACCUAGACUUCCGGCUGUGCCAUAAGCGAGAUACUCGAAUUUGUCAACCGUUUCAUAAUACUUUGUUUCUGUAUCAGUUUUUCUCACAUGUGUUAAAUAGCUACAAAUUUGUUCCAACUAUUUUGUGUGUACUAUUGCGUGCAACAUUUAUGUUUAUGAGGAAUGUUUCAAAGGAAAAUCUCUGUUCAUACACCGUG